Molecule: messenger RNA, 7541 nt
Organism: Manis pentadactyla (Chinese pangolin)
Lineage: Eukaryota; Metazoa; Chordata; Mammalia; Pholidota; Manidae
Gene: RNF168
Product: ring finger protein 168
Exons: 7
Coding region: 940-2586 (548 amino acids)
Biological process (GO): protein ubiquitination; double-strand break repair
Cellular component (GO): site of double-strand break; nucleus
Molecular function (GO): nucleosome binding; ubiquitin-protein transferase activity
Source: RefSeq, a predicted model, not a curated record
CCUUGGAAAGAAGGAGAAAAGGAUUUCUCUGUUGUGCUCACAUUGCUCAGUCUGUUUUCACUUGGCCUAAGUUUGCCCCAUGGCGAGUGACUCAAUCAUAGUAUUUCCAGGAUGCAUCAUCUUAGCCCUCCCAGCAGCCACUGGGAAGCAAGCGCCUGUACUGUUCAGUGCAAUGUUUCACGGAAGUCCAGAAGUGGAAGGAAAAGCCAGAGAUUCCAGAAAUGCAACUGCAGCCCUAGGCAGAGGAAACAUUUCCUCAAAAAACUCAUGCGUCGUUCUUUUUCUUUCCAAAAACCUUUUUUAUUGUAAAAUACACGUGAAAUUUACCAUCUUAACCAUUUCUAAGUGUACAGUUAAGUGGUGUUAAGUACAUUCAUAAUAUUGUGCAACCAUCACCACCUCCAUCUGAAAACUGAAACUAUACCCACAACACAGUAACUCUCCCAGUCCCUGGGAACCACCAUACUACUUCCUGGCUCUGAGGCUUGGUUCUUAAGUACUAGGGAUCACAGUCUUUACCUAAUCCUCAUCAUUUCCUAGCCAACUUUGGAAAGCGACUUAAGAGGUUUAGCUACAAAUUAACAGACACAGAAAAGUACUCUGAGGCGUACCGGAGGAAGAAUUAAAGAAAUAACUGUUCAGUGUUUCAAUUUGUUUUGAGGUUUCCCUUUUUAGCAUAGAGACUAAUCUCGCGACACUCGGGGUUCCGAAGCCUCUGACAGCUGGAAACGUUAAGAUUCGGCUCCGCUCUCUCCGCAGCCGGAGGGACAGCGACUCCCAGGCUAGGGGCGGGGCCAGAGAGCGCACCGCCUCGGAAGUCCACCGCUGCCGAACACUUGACGUCUCUGCCCAUAGGCUGUUCUUUGAGGGGUGGGGCCAUUUUUUGGCGGGCAGGCAUGGCGUCAGUACCCCUGAACGGGUUGCUCCUGCACUUCGUUCAUGAUCGGGCUCUUUAGCAUACUGAAGAGAGGGGACCAAGGGGCUCAGAACGCAGUGAGACAGCGAAGACGCCGGAACGCUGGACCGCUGAAGCUCGUGCGCUGUCCCCACAGCAACGGGAAACGUAAGUCUUGCUCCAUCAGAGCCCGGCGUCCCGGCGGAAAUAGCGUUCUUCUUGCUGCUGAGGCUCCGCCGGGCUUUGCAGCCCGGGCGAAGGAAGCAUCCUCACCUGUUGAUGACUGUCAGCCAGUUCGACUAUUAUGUAAACCUGGGGAAUUGAGAAGAGAAUAUGAAGAGGAGAUAAGUAAGGUGGAGGCAGAACGACGAGCCAAUGAGGAAGAAGAAAACAAAGCCAGUCAAGAAUACAUACAGAGAUUACUGGCAGAGGAGGAGGAAGAGGAAAAAGAACAAGCAGAAAAAAGGCGAAGAGAGAUGGAAGAACAACUGAAAAGUGAUGAAGAAUUGGCAAGAAAGUUAAGCAUUAAUAUUAACUGUGAUGGAAGCAUCUUGACAUCUCCCUUGAAUUCCAGAAAAUCUGGUCCAGUCACACCCAGCUCACAAAAUAAAAGUAAGAACAAACAAACAAAUGCUGGAGAUAUUCAGAAGUAUUUGUCACCUAUAUCUCAGUUUCGGUCAGCAUCACAGCCUGAAGUUGAACAAGAAGGCAAGAAAAACUCCAUGUCUAAGGAAACUGACAGUAAUGACGUAAAAAGCCCUACAUGGCAAGACAUAGAAAUUGAAGAAGCUAUGCCAACACUUCCUCCGCAAAUGCACCCUGAAAUUCCAGAACAAGGUGCAAAGUCUUCAAUAGAGUCCCCUAUGCCUCAGGUAUAUGCGACUGGUACAGAAUGGUGCCUUGAAGGAAAACUCAAAACAAGUCUAAGCAAUCAUGAUGAAGAGUUAUGUGUCGUAAGUCAUGUGGGACCUAAAGCCAGAGUUCCCUGCUCUGGAGAAGCUGCAGUUAAUAAUUAUGACAAAACAGAGAAUGGGUGUACUAUAUUAGGUGUAACACAGGUAAUUGGAAAUAACACAGUUGAGACAGAAAAUGAAGGGUCUCACCUACUAAUCAGUGAGGAUAUUUCCAAAAGAAAAAACCAGGAAUCUUCGUUUGAAGGAGUCGGGGAUCCAUGCUUUUCUGCAAAAAGAAAGAAAACAAUCCCCAAAGCCUCCUCAGACCAAGAGGAAACAGAAAUGAAUUUUGCCCAAAAACUGAUAGAUUUGGAACAUUUGCUUUUUGAGAGACAUAAACAAGAAGAACAGGACAGGCUAUUAGCAUUGCAACUUCAGAAAGAGGUAGAUAAAGAACAAGUGACGCCAAACCGGCAAAAAGGAUCCCCAGGUCAGUAUCAGUUGCGUCCUACGUCCUCACCUCCAAGCAAAGUGCAAAAUGGACAGAGGAAGAAUUCCGAAGAUAGGAACUUUAAAAGGCAAACCGGUACAGAGGAUCCAAAACCUCAGAGAGGCUCAAAAAAUGAGAAUUGGCAACCUUCUUUUAAGGUUCAGUUGAAACAUUCGGUUAAUGUUGGUGGAAGAAAGAUGCCAAAUUCUGCUAGAGAUAAUUGUAAUGUAUCUAAAAAUACUCGUUCCCUACAGCCUAAUAAGUCACAGAAAAGUAUUUUUCAGAUGUUUCAGAGGUACACAAAGUAAUGCAUGGGUAAAAGAUGGGUGUUCUAUAAUCUGGUAAAGUGGGAUUGGGAAACUCUCCUUUCUAUCGAGUCUAUAAAUUUUUCAUUAAUUCUUCUCUGUGGACACAUUCAUUGUCCUUAAUUAAAGGACUGUGGGGUUGUAAGGGAGGAAUAUAUAAAUAUGCUUCUACUAAACUCAGUCGUAAAGAGUGCCAACCCUUUCCUUCAUAACUGAUAUGCCAUACCUUACAGGUAUAAAAUGCUUUGGCCAACUCCCAAGAAAUCUUUGAAGUGCCAUUCUCUUUCCUCAAAAUGCAUGUUUUAUGGCCUUUGCUCACCUUUUGUCCUGACUAGUAAUUAAAGCAAUAUUACAUUGUACCAAGUAGUUAAGGAAUCCAGGCAGGGUUUAAAAUCUAAGUUUUCUUGCUAUUUUUCCAUAUUGAAAUUCAUCUUCCCUAACACUAAAGUAAUCCAGUUUCCAUCUCCUUUUCAGUUAUUUUAAGCAUUAUAGCAUUUUCUUUUAUUUCAAAUGGGUUGGAUGAACAUGAAAUCACAAAAGUUAUGAAUUAGUAACAGGAAACUAGAUGCUUGAUGCAAAAGGAGUUAAAGAGUUGGGAUGAGGCUGGGUUGGGUAGAUUGACAGUUGGGAAGCAUGGAAUGAGUGACUGAUCAGAAACUCGGUCCAGGAUGGAGUAGUAGGUGUAGUUUGGCAGAGCAUUCUCUCUCGUCCUUUCUUUGCUAAAACAAUGACACAAAACAUUUGGGUUUUCCAGCUUUCACACCAUAGUUUCUAGUGUCCCCAUCAAAAUUAGUUACUAAAUUACUUGAAAUUUUGAAGAUGCACAUUUCUGUUAAUCUGCUAUUCCAGAAAAAUAAAAUUGGAAUUUACUGUAGGAGAGUUAUAUCACAAUACCCUAUGUUGUGGAACUUGAGACUUAACCAUGUUUAUUUCCAUGUUAUCGGUUGUACUGAUUGAUACUGACUUAUUUGUAUUGAUGGACAAAAAUUAAAAGUAUGAUACUUGGGUUUUGCCCUGUCUUACCCUUGAAAGUUAAAUCAGAAGGCAAUGACGUCCUUUCGUGAAAUUGGACUAUUAAUCUUUUGUUUUAUUAAUAUGAAUAACUGAGCAAACAAUAAGUUUUAACAGCAUUUCUGUUGUCUAUUAUCCAUCCUUUUAAGGUAAAAAAUAUACAAUAAAAUGUCCUACAGCAAAUGCUAGCUUAAAUUUGUCAAUAUUUUUAUACAUUAUUGAGGUUUUUUUCCCCUCCAAAUUUCUUAUAACUGAAAUUCUGUUAAUCUUUGCAUUUUUGAUGGUAUCUAUUUCAAUAUUGGGUAAUUAUGGGUGGAAUUUUGAUGCUAACUUAAAAUUUAGUUCGUCCCCUUUUUUUUGAGAGGGCACUUCUCAUAUUUAUUGAUCAAAUGGUUGUUUACAACAAUAAAAUUCUGUAUAGGGGACUCAAUGCACAAUCAUUAAUCAACGCCAAGCCUAACUCUCAACAGUCUCCAAUCUUCUGAAGCAUAACGAACAAGUUCUUACAUAGUGAAUAAGUUCUUACAUGGUGAACAGUGCAAGGGCAGUCAUAUCACAGAAACUUUCGGUUUUGAUCACGCAUCGUGAACUAUAAACAAGUCAGAUAUGAUUAUUCAUUUGAUUUUUAUACUUGAUUUAUAUAUGAAUCCCACAUUUCUCCCUUAUUUUAUUUUAUUAUUAUUUUUUUUAAAUAAAAUGCUGAAGUGGUAGGUAGUUGCAAGAUAAAGAUAGAAAGCAUAAGUUAGUGCUGUAAGGAGGCAAAUGUAGACGAUCAGGUGUGUGCCUAUAGACUAAGUAUUAAUCCAAGCUAGACAAGGGCAACAAAACAUCCACAGAUGCAGAAGAUUUCUCUCAAAACCGUGGGGGUGAGGUUCUAAGCCUCACCUCUGUUAAUCCCCAAUUUCUCACCUGAUGGUCCCCCUGCGACUGUGCCUGUCUUAGGUUGUUCCUCCCUUGAGGAAUCUUACCCGUCUCUGGUUAACCAGCCGUCUUCCCGGGCCAUACAGGAAAUGUAAAUUUGGUAAGUGAGAGGGAAGCAAUAUUCUUUGAGAAGGUUAGCUUUUUACUUCUUUGCAGAUUUAUGCCCUGUGGCUUCUAUGCCUUAGUUUGCCCUUUUUAAAAAAAAAUGUGAUUGCCUUCUGAGUAAUAACUAAUGAAGUGUAGUCAGAAACUAACCAAAUCUGCCUAAAAUAAACUAAAAUCUAUUAUCAUCAAAGUAGUAUUUUUCUAAGAGCAAUUUCACUUUACGUUUUAGGGUAGACAUUGCCAGAACUCCUCAAAUUAAAAGUUAUAUAAUUAAAUCUUCCUGGAAUAAAUAGCCCAUGACCAAAAAGGGGGGAAAAUGGUGUGACAAUUUAGGAUUUAUAUAUUUAACCACUGAUUUGUCUGUGAAGACGUCUUCCUGACUAAAGUUGGUUUUAAGGUAAAUUUUAAUUUCUCUGUUAGGCUUUCUGGUAGUCCUGCCAAGUAUGUAUGCCUUUUCAUUAGAAACUGAUGUUCUGUGUUGGUCAUUAGGAUGUUUUACUUUUUCUUCUCAUUUUUGUGGAAGGGGUCUGAGAGUAUUUUGUUUUGCAGGAAGUACUAAAACUGCAGAGGUUUAGAAUCUGAAAAGUAAAAUAAUCGUAAGAAAUAAAGUGGACAUUUAUAUUUUACCACAAUUAAAAAUAAAAAUUAAAAGUUCUAUAUAACGAUCAAAGGAAAAUUGGAGGACAUGGCAAACUGGAGAGGAAAUAGAUGCAAUUGACAACUAAAUUUUCUUUAUGUAAAGUUAACUGCUGAUACAUUAAAAAAUAGUAACAAACAAAAGGAAAAUUAGAAAAGCUUAUGUUCCCAAAGAAACAGUUCUCAGGAAAGAUAAAUGGCUCUUAAAUAUGCAAAAAUAUGAAUAUCACUUAACAUUAAUGCUAGUAUUUUUCUACCCUUAGUAAAAAGAAAGGUGCUUUUGUUUUUGUGUGUAUAAGUGUGGGAUUUUUUCCUUGGCAAGAAUGUGGGGAAAUUGGCACUCAUGUUGCUUGGUAUAUGAAUACAAAAUUAAAAAUUCCAAUGGAGUUAAACUUGGUAACUAUGUCUCUAGAAAUUUCUUAAAGCUGUCUUCACAUGUGUUUAGACUGGUAUGUGCAGAACAUGUUUGUGUGGCAUUUUUUGUAAUAAGCUUAGAAACAACCUUAAUGAAUCAGUAGACACUAGAUAAAUGAUACAGUGGAACACUAUACAGUGAUUAAACAAGAAAACCACUUUAUGGGUAUGAAAAGAACUAGAAGAUACAGAAUUAAAAAUACAAGAUGUAGAAUAGCAUAUAUAGUGUGCAACUAUUUGUCAAAAAUAUAUAUAUGUGUAUAUUUGCAUAAGUUAUCUCUAGAAAGAAAUAGGCAUUGCUGUGGAGAGAACCUGGGUGGCUGGGAGAUAGGAGUGGAAGAAUGAGUAUCUACUAUUUUAUACUUUUUGAACUUUCCAAUCAUACUCAGUAUAUCAUCUAGUCAAAAUUUAAAUGAUCUUAAAAGUAUUGCAGGAUAAGGGAAGCUUAUGCAUCUCAGCCAACAACACUAUAGAUGGUCUUUCUUUGCCUUUAAAUUUUAAUUCAGAAAUGCUUUUUCAGUGUGAAAAAAAUAGCAUUGUGAAUUUUUGGAAAUAGCAUUGUGAAUGACUUUAAAUUUAUUUAGCUUUAAACUAUUUUUAAAAUUAAUUUGAAAGCAAAAAUUAUGCCUUCCAGGUAGCAUUGCAGCAGACCUACAAUCCUGCUGAGAACAAUGAGAAAAGCCAGAUAAAAAUGUAAAAUUGUCUACUUAAAAGCAUCAGAGAAUUACUGAAAUAAUGAGGACUAAAUUUAGGAGCUAAGAUUCUAGAGAAGGGAGAAUUAAGAGGUGAACUGAUGUUUGCAUCUGAAAGGUGGUUUUGCUGGUAGCAUGUUCCUAUUCUGAAUCAGGACAAGGAUUAGAGCUGCUGCUGAUGAACAGAAACUGGCAGAGCACUUGGCCUCAUGAAGCUGGAGUGACAAUAUUGGAACUUGAAGGUCAUCAAACACAGAGCUGGCUUUCCCAUCAAGAUAAUUGCAGAACUUUGAAACUGGUCAGGGCAGAGCCUAAAAGCUUGAAAAGCAGAAAGAUGUCUUCAGACUCAACAAUGCUGGUGAAGACAGAAGACUAGAGUUCAGGCCCUAGCAGGGGCAAGAGGCCCGUGGAACACACCAAGGCGUCCAUUGAGAGCCCCAGCCCUGCAUCUGUGAACUAUAUCCCAGGGGCCAGCACCGCAUGCCACCUGUUUCUAUAGAGCCUGUGAUUUAAGAAUAGUUUUAAAUGGCUUUUAGAUUCCUUAGUUCACAAAUAUUUAAUCCAUAAGGAAUUUAAUUUGGAACUAGUAAUUUGUGCAUAAGUUUGGACCAAGGGUAUACAGUGCAGGAGGGAAGAGAAUUCCGUCUUAAACCUUGGUUUCUACCUGUAUGACCUUAGGUGGGCUUUCAUUACCUUGCUUUCUUAAUUUAUGAAUGGGAUUCACGUAACCAAGUUACUGUCAAGAGUUAAGUAAUAUAGAGGACCUGACACAGGCCCUGACUCAAAAAAGAACCUUCAUAAGUUCCUUCCCCCGACUAUACUUCACCCCGCCUCCACCAUUCCCACUUUGGGAAGAGUCUUCCUCCAUCCAGUGACUUUGUGCUCCCGUGAGUCCCUAGAUAUGGCAUCCAAGAAAUUGAAAUUAUCUUUUGUCUACUGAUGAAGACUCUACUCACUUCUGCUAGAUGUGUCCACAGCUCCCUGUGUCACAGGAGACCUUGUCCCUAUAGAAAACCAGUUCUUAGGGAGUGCUUUGUGGCUGUCUUAUUUGGUAUGCAUAAUGGAGUAUAAAGUGCUAAUAACUUCGGGAGAUUAAAAAGAUGAGAGUUGAGCUACCGCCAUGUGUUUACCCAUUUCUUUUUCCUGUGUAGAAAUCUUAAUGAAUACGACUUAAAAUUU